Molecule: messenger RNA, 1080 nt
Organism: Lactuca saligna
Lineage: Eukaryota; Viridiplantae; Streptophyta; Magnoliopsida; Asterales; Asteraceae
Source: the annotation of a GenBank genome assembly
AUGCAUGAUGUUCAUUUAUGGAAACCAAAUGGAUACCCUUCGCCUAUUUUGUUAAAAUUGAUGAGGGAUAUAGUAUCUGGGCUUGUUCAUUUGCAUGAAUUAGGGAUCAUUCAUCGGGAUUUAAAGCCACACAAUGUGUUAAUAGUCAAAGAAAAAUCAAUAUGUGGGAAGCUUUCUGACAUGGGAAUUAGCAGACGCCUCGUUGGCGACAUGUUGUCAUUAGGACUCCAUGCUACUGGUUCCGGAAGUUCAGGGUGGCAAGCACCCGAACAACUUCUUCAUGGACGCCAAACACGUGCGAUAGAUUUGUUCAGUUUAGGUUGUGUCCUGUUUUUCUGCAUGACAUGUGGCAGACACCCAUUUGGUGAUCAUCUUGAACGUGAUGUGAAUGUGGUCAAAAACCGAGUCAACCUUUUUUUAGUUCGACAUAUUCCGGAAGCUUUUGACCUCUUCUCUAGAUUACUAAACCCUAACCCUGAACUCAGGCCAAGGGCUGUGGAUGUGUUGCAUCAUCCUUUGUUUUGGGAUUCCGAGGUGAGAAUGUCGUUUCUAAGGGAUACUAGUGAUCGGGUGGAAUUGGAAGACCGGGAAUGUGAUUCCGUUCUUCUUAGGGAAUUGGAAAGUAAAGGUUCGGUGGCUUUGGGUGGAAAAUGGGAUGAAAAGAUGGAACCGGAAUUCAUCAAUAACAUUGGUCGGUAUAGGCGGUAUAAAUACAACGGUGUGCGUGACUUGCUUCGCGUCAUUCGAAAUAAAUUAAAUCAUUACCGCGAAUUACCCAAAGAAAUUCAGGAAUUGUUGGGAGGUGUACCGGAGGGGUUUAAUGAUUAUUUGGGAGUCGGUUCCCGAAGCUGUUGAUGGAGGUGUACAAUGUCAUGUACCAUUAUUGUAAGGAUGAAGAAUGGUUCUAUAAGUACUGGAGCAUUAAUUAUGUAUUGUGUUUGUGGCAACUCUUUUAAGUUGUUUAUAUUUAUGUAUAAAUCUAUUUCAUAGUGGUUGUUUAUGUAAAUAUGAUAUAUGUAAUAUAUAGUAAUGUAUGAUAUACAUCAAUAUUAAUAUAUAUGAAUCUUUAUUGUAUGGAAA